AUGAAUCAAGGGCCUCCGCCGCCGCUUCCGCCUCCACCUGCGCCGUCUCUACUGCCUUCACAUCCUUCACCUCCCUCUUCUCGUCAAGAAGUCUCAAAGCCGAUACCAGAUACUACAAUGCAGCCGUCACCACCACCUCCUCCUCCACUCCUGAACACGCCAUUAAGCACGGCGGACCCGGAAUCUCCACCAUCGCCACCACGUCCCGUGUCAUCCUGGAUGCCCACCAAAGCGCAAAUGUAUGAGGCUUUCAAAGGCUUGAGAGUGGACGAAUUCGGCCGCGAAUUCCGCCCCUUGCACAUGUUCUUCUACGGCUCACUCAUGGACCCCGACGUCCUCCAGGCAAUUCUCAACUUGCCAGACCUCCCGACAAUGCAGCCUGCCACCAUCACGGGCUACCGUAUCAAGAUGUGGAGUAUAUAUCCUACUCUGGUACCUAGUAGCAGCUCUGAGGGCGGAAGCGUAAAGGGAAUGCUGUGGGAAACGACCUCGGACAAGCAGAUCGAGCGGUUGGCGGCUUACGAGACUGCUGCUUACAAGUCGGAGGAGUGUGAGGCGGUUUUGACAAGUGGAGAGGUGGUCAAGGCGUGUCGGACUUUUUGUUGGGCGGGACGGGGGGAUAGUCGGGAACUUGAAGAAGGCAGUUUCGAUCUCGAAUGGUAUCAGAGGUGCUUCAAGCCUUCUGUGAUGAGGCGGCGCGAGACAAGUUCGUGA
Messenger RNA from Parastagonospora nodorum SN15, 714 nucleotides. RefSeq lists its product as hypothetical. The transcript has a single exon. Lineage: Eukaryota; Fungi; Ascomycota; Dothideomycetes; Pleosporales; Phaeosphaeriaceae. The coding region runs from base 1 to 714 and encodes 237 amino acids. The record is from RefSeq and is a predicted model, not a curated record.